Sphenostylis stenocarpa is the source of this 990-nucleotide messenger RNA. The record is from the annotation of a GenBank genome assembly. Lineage: Eukaryota; Viridiplantae; Streptophyta; Magnoliopsida; Fabales; Fabaceae.
AUGACUGUUAUGGGUCUAAAUCACGAUCCUUUGGAACGACCUAUGAAUCAGUGCAAUGGGCGCAACAAGUUACUUGGUGAUUCUGGUUUUGACCAAAGGAUCCUAACUGCCCCUGUAAAAUCUGCUGUUGACAAGUUCCAGCUUCUUCCUGAGUUCCUCAAGGUUAGGGGAUUGGUGAAGCAACAUUUGGAUUCCUUCAACUAUUUUGUGAAGACAGAAAUAAAAAAAAUUGUCCGCGCUAACAAUUUGAUCAGGGCCAGUAAGCACCCGCAUAUAUAUCUAAGGUUUUUAAAUGUCAAAAUUGGUAAACCAUCAAUAAUGGACGAAUCUGUUACUGAUGACGUUACUCCACAAACCUGCCGCCUAAGUGACCAGACGUACGCGGCUCCUAUAUAUGUUGAUGUCGAGUACACGCUUGGAAGUCGUGACGAUCCUCGUCUACAUAAAAGGAUCGGCGUUGAAAUUGGAAGAAUGCCCAUUAUGCUCCGGAGUUGUUGUUGUGUCUUGUAUGGGAGAGAUGAAGCUGAACUUGCUAAACUUGGCGAGUGCCCCCUUGAUCCUGGAGGGUAUUUUGUAAUUAAAGGGACUGAGAAGGUGAUUUUGAUACAAGAGCAACUGUCAAAGAAUAGAAUAAUUAUCGACACUGACAAGAAAGGAAACAUAGCCGCAUCUGUUACAAGCAGCACGGAGAAAAUAAAAACAAAAACCGUUAUUGUAAUGGAAAAUGAGAAGCUCUGGUUACAAUUGAAUCAAUUUCCUAAGAAGGUUCCUCUUAUGGUAGUUAUGAAAGCUAUGGGGAUGGAGAGUGAUCAAGAAGUUACACAGAUGGUUGGAAGAGAUCCUAGUUAUAGUUUUCUACUGUUGCCCUCUAUUGAGGAAUGUACAAAAUGCAAGGUAUAUACACAAGAGCAAGCAUUGGAGUACCUUGAGAAGAUGGAAGGAAGAGCAUAUUCUGUCCUAAGAGAUGUAUUUCUUGCAAAUGUGCCUUGA